Molecule: messenger RNA, 3549 nt
Organism: Humulus lupulus (European hop)
Lineage: Eukaryota; Viridiplantae; Streptophyta; Magnoliopsida; Rosales; Cannabaceae
Product: rho GTPase-activating protein REN1-like
Exons: 23
Coding region: 148-3099 (983 amino acids)
Biological process (GO): signal transduction
Source: RefSeq, a predicted model, not a curated record
UUUCCUGUUUCAUUGUUGUUGUUCUUGGUAUUGUGAUAUUUGAGCUGCAUUUUAAUUUGAUCAAAAUGUGGAUGCAGGGUGGAGUUGAUCAGGCUAUCUGAGUUUCUGGUUGUAUUCGACAUGUUUUGAUGAUUUUGGGAUCAGAGGAUGACUACCCGAAUCCCAGAAACUGCUCAGGGUGAUUAUUGUGUUCCUCUUGGUGGUGGUGGUGUUGCUGCUCCAACUCCUCCUCCUCUGCCCAGUCCAGCUGAACAAUUGCGUACUCGUGUUUGCAAUACGGUUUUCAAGAGUGGACCACUCUUCAUAUCAUCGAAAGGAAUUGGAUGGACAUCCUGGAAGAAAAGGUGGUUUAUCUUAACUCGUACCUCGUUGGUCUUUUUCAGGAGUGACCCGAGUGCUGUUCCUCAAAAGGGAAGUGAAGUGAAUUUGACCCUUGGUGGUAUUGACCUCAACAAUUCAGGCAGUGUGGUUGUUAAAGCAGACAAAAAACUCUUGACCGUGCUCUUUCCUGAUGGUCGUGAUGGACGAGCUUUCACACUUAAGGCUGAAACUUCAGAGGAUCUUAAUGAGUGGAAGACAGCACUUGAGAGCGCUUUGGCACAAGCCCCAACUUCUGCUGCUCAUGCGACGGGGCAAAAUGGUAUCUUCAGGAGUGAUCAGAUUGAUUCAGUUGAUGGUUCUUUGGACCAGUCAACUGAUAGACAAUCAGUGAAAUCUUCAGUUAUUGGGAGGCCAAUUUUGCUUGCCUUAGAAGAUGCUGAUGGAACACCAUCUUUUUUGGAGAAAGCUCUUCAGUUUAUUGAAGAGCAUGGAGUCAAAGUAGAAGGGAUCUUGAGACAAGCUGCAGAUGUUGAUGAUGUUGAACAUCGAGUGCGGGAGUAUGAGCAAGGAAAAAAUGAGUUUUCUUCUGGGGAGGAUGCACAUAUUGUUGCAGAUUGUAUUAAGCAUGUCCUCCGAGAGUUGCCCUCUUCUCCAGUCCCAGCAUCUUGCUGCAAUGCUCUCCUUCAAGCAUGUCGUACUGACCGUUGUCUUAGAGUCAAUGCCAUGCGAGCAGCAUUAUGUGAUGCAUUCCCCGAGCCAAAUCGUCGCUUGUUACAAAGAAUACUUGUAAUGAUGCGGAAUGUGGCUUCUCACAAGGAUGUAAAUCGAAUGAGCUGCUCAGCCGUGGCAGCUUGCAUGGCGCCCUUACUUCUACGCCCCCUUCUAGCUGGUGAUUGUGAAAUUGAAAAUGAUUUUGAUGUGGGUGGUGAUGGGUCUAUUCAACUUCUGCAAGCAGCUGCUGCAGCCAAUCAUGCACAAGCCAUUGUUAUAACUUUGUUGGACGAGUACGAUAAAAUAUUUGGGGAAGAUUCUAUGACACCUGAACCAAAUACCGAAUCAGAAGAGAGUGGAAGCGAGUCUGGGGAGGCAACUGACGAUGAUGAGUCUUAUGAAGAUGAUGAAAAUGAUGAUGCAACACAGGAGUCUGAUGAUGAUCCUGAAAAUGCUUCAAGUGAAAUGUGUAGUGAAAGUGGUGAUUCCGGAGACAGUGUUUUGCAUAAUGAUAAGGUUAUUUCUAAUUUUCUGAUUUAUCAUCUGCAACAAAUCAUACAAAGGUGUAAAAGAAUAAGGAUGGAUAUAAUUACUCUUCUCUCUCUUUAUAUAUAUACUAGGUGCCAGCAAUGUGCAAGUUGCUUAGAAUGUCCUGACUCUGACUCAGGUCCAGACUCACCUGAAGUAGGUGAUGACAGCAAACCUAAACAAAACUUGGUGACAAGUUUUUGUGAAACUUCCCCAUCUCAAUCUAUUGUUCAAUGCAACGCUAAUGAUCUUACUGAAAAUAGUUAUAGUUCAGUGGUAAUGGCUAAUGAUCCGGGUGAAGUAGUAAGAGAUAUUUCUUCAGGAAUGAGUUUAGCUCAGACAUCAAUUGCUACCUCAUGGAGUCAGAUAUCCACAACAAUAUCCAGCGUACCAGAGCGUGGUGGACGGAAUAGAACUUCAUGGGGACGUACCUCUGGAAGAAAGAAUCUUUCCAUGGAAUCCAUUAAUUAUGGUACUGAAGAUGAGGUUGAAGUCCAGAGACUUGAGGUCACUAAAUCUGAGCUAGAACACAGAAUUGCAGAAGAGGUUAAUCAGAAUGCAGUUCUGAAAAUAAAUCUGGAAAGAAGGAAGACGAAUUUGACUCAACAUCGUCUAGCUCUUGAGCAAGAUGUAGCAAGACUACAAGAACAGUUGCAGAAGGAGAGAGAUCUAAGACUGGUUCUUGAGGCAGGACUUAAAAUGUCUCAUGGACCAUUGCCCUAUCUAGCUACUAUUGAUGAAAAGACAAAAGCAGAGCUUGAAGAAAUAGCCAAAGCAGAGGCAGAUGUUGUCAAUUUGAAGCAGAAACUUGAUGAUCUCGGAAUGCAGCUUAAUCAACAACGCGAACUACACCAUGGAUCUAUCCCAAACGUUUGCAAUCUAACACAAAAUAAUCAAGAUUUUCAAACCAAAUUGAAGGAAAAACAAAAAGACACUGAAGUCGUAGCCCCAUCAAAUUUUGAAAGGUCAAGAAAUAAGGAGGCUCAUUUAGGUGCCACAGAAAAUGAGAAUGAGAGGACGGUUGAUUCUUCAUCCUUAACAAAUAAGCAGGCACAACAAAACCAGCAGCAGCGAGAGAUAUCUAGUACAAACUAUCGAUCUGUUGGGGUUUCAGCAGAUCCAUCUCCUGCAGAGCUAUUCGCAGCCAAACGUUAUACGCUUCCUAACUCAAAGAGGAUUGGUACAAAGGGUGAGGGAGUGAAUUCAACGACUUCUGCACUAUCAAAGUUGACCACCCGACUGAAUUUUUUGAAGGAACGGCGGAGCCAAAUUGCUACAGAACUCCAAAAUAUGGACAAAGGCCGAGGUUCAUCACAGACUGUCCAAAAUCCGGUUAAGGGUAGAAAAAUGCCCCACAACAACCCAGAGAAAGGUCAAAGAUCUGAUGUCCAAGGAAACCCAAACCCCGAAAAAGGUAUAGACUUAGAUAAUCCCGAAUUGUUUCAGAACCUGGUGACUGAAGGCCAAUCGCUUGAAAGUCCAGUUAAGAUUAAAAAGGCAGAGAGUCAUGUACCCAACUACACAGACAGAGCAAAAUGAUCAGAUGUGCAAAACACACAUCCUGGACAGAGGAAAGUCAGAAAACCAUGUGUCUCUUAACCUGGAUAAAGGUCGAGCUGUAGAAGGCCAACAACAAUCGUUCAUCACUUCAAGAACAAACACCAGAUAAGAGGUGUUGUACAAUCUCUCAUUGGUUGUGUUUCUGAUUUUCAUGUCAGUCAUUUGAAAAAGAAAAAAGAAAGAAAGUAGAGGAUGUAUGUAAAGUAGAGGUUGUAUCUUCAUUGGUCAGUUGUACAAAAUCAUCUCCUUCACUUGAGUGUAACCGAAAUAAGUUUUGUCAGUUUAACUGCUAUUUGUUUUGGUGGUUCAGCCUUGAUGCAGAAGAAACUGGUAAACUGUAUUAUUGCACACAUCUGUGGUUUAAGUGUAUUAUUUUUGAGACCCAUAGACUCCAUGUCACCCCUCUCAUCUUAUACAACCCCAAUGAAA